AUUUUUCUAAACUGUCAUGGCGAUUUUGUGUCCUUGGAAAUAAACCGCGCCAGUGGCUCUCUCUCUCGUGGGCGGACCGGUGCGGACGUCUCGCCGGGUGAGAGCGCGUGUCCAGCGGCCGCAGCAGAUGAAGUGAAGGAAUAGAAGAUGAAAAUACACAAGAAGGACAAGCAGCAGAUGUUCACUGGUGUCCUGAAGCACACUCCUCCUCCUGCGGCCUCCUCUUCUUCCCCCCCCUCCUCCUCGGCUGCCUCCUCCUCCUCGGACCAAAAGACUAACGCACAAACGGUUCCCACAAUCCUUCGGGGUCACCUGGUCGUGGGGUCUAAGGACAGGCUCCGCCUCCUCCCCCCCGUUGGCAGCACGGCCAAUCACUGCGCGGUGUCCGGGGCCCACGCAGCCAAGCACUCCGGAGGAGCCGCGCGGCCUCCUUCCUCCCUCAGCGAGGAGGAUGACGGAGGAGGAGGAGGAGGAGGCGGCGGCAGGGUGAAGAAGAAACGGAAGAAAAAGGACAAGAGGGAGCGAGAGAGGGGGGGAGGGGAGGCGGAGGAACGAGAGAGCGGCAAACCAAAGAAACGAAAGGAGGAGAAGGAGGUGCCGACGGUCACGCUGAGGAGGAGCAGGGAGCCCAAGGAAGGAAAGGAGCGCAGGAGGGAGCCCCGGAAGGAGCCCCGGAAGGAGCCCACCCACGUGGCCAGAGGGAAACCCUCAGGGGCCACGGCGGCCCCCAAGGUCCCCGGGAAGAGGGGGAGGAAACCCAAGGUCAAGGUGCUUCCUCCGGGGGCCAACCAAGCACCUCCUCCUGUCCCAGGUCUCCUCCCCAAAGGACCGAGCCACGGCAAGACUCACCGAGCGGCCCCCAGCAAGACCCCGGCCCCCCUGGCCCCGAGGCAGAGGGGCCGCAAGCCCAGAGACCCGGGUGCAGCGCCGCUGGAGAAGAAGAAGAAGGGGAAGAGGAGAAACCAGGAGGCGGUCCAUAGGGGGGGGGACAGCGAUGACACCUCCUCUGUCCCUGUGGCAGGAGAAGACCUCCAGCACCUCCUGGACACCACGAAGCGGCGUUCCGGCCGCCAGGUGAAGAGGAGGAAGUACAACGAGGACCUGGACUUCAAGGUGGUGGACGACGACGGGGAGACCAUCGCCGUCCUCGGGGCCGGGCGCAUCUCGGCGCUGAACGCCACGGCGCUGGCCUGGCAGACCGAGGAACCGCCUGAAGAUGAAGCCAACAUCAUUGAGAAGAUUCUGUCUGUCAGACCAGUGAAGACAGAGACGUCUUCAGAGGACCAAGCGGAGGAGAAGGAGGAGUUCUACGUCAAGUACAGGAACUUUUCCUACCUUCACUGCAAGUGGGCCACGAUGGAGGAGCUGGAGAAAGAUCCCCGCAUCCAGCAGAAGAUCAAACGCUUCAGGACCAAGCAGGCCCAGAUGAAACACCUGUUCACUGAGCCCAAUGAGGACUUGUUCAACCCGGACUACCUGGAGGUGGACAGAGUGCUGGAGGUGGCGGUCACCACGGACACCGAGACUGGAGAGGAGGUCACCCACUACCUGGUGAAGUGGUGCAGCCUCUCGUACGAGGAGGCCACCUGGGAGCUGCAGGAGGACCUGGACCCCGAGAAGAUCAGGGAGUUUGAGGGGAUCCAGAAACUUCCUCCAGACCUGCGGCACAUGGACCGUCCUCUGGCGGAGAAAUGGAAGAAGCUGGACCACUCCAAGGAUUACAGGAACGGAAACCAGCUCCGGGAAUACCAGCUGGAGGGAAUGAACUGGUUACUGUUCAACUGGUACAACAGGAAAAACUGCAUCCUGGCGGACGAGAUGGGUCUGGGGAAGACCAUCCAGUCCAUCACCUUCCUGUACCAGAUCUUCAGCAUGGGCAUCCGGGGGCCCUUCCUCAUCAUCGCCCCCCUGUCCACCAUCACCAACUGGGAGAGGGAGUUCCGCAUGUGGACCAACCUGAACGUCAUCGUGUACCACGGCUCCCAGAUCAGCCGGCAGAUGAUCAUGCAGUACGAGAUGUUCUACAGAGACAAGCAGGGGAACACCAUGCCCGGGGUUCUGAAGUUCCAGGGCCUGAUCACCACCUUCGAGAUGAUCAUGGCCGACUGCCCCGACCUGAGGAAGCUGCACUGGCGCUGCGUGGUGAUCGACGAGGCGCACCGCCUGAAGAACAGGAACUGCAAGCUGCUGGAGGGCCUGAAGCUCAUGAACCUGGAACACAAGGUUCUGCUGACGGGAACCCCUCUGCAGAACUCGGUGGAGGAGUUGUUCAGCCUGCUGAACUUCCUGGAGCCGCUGCAGUUUCCCUCAGAGAGCACCUUCCUGGAAGAGUUCGGAGACCUGAAGACAGACGAACAGGUGAAGAAGCUCCAGGCCAUCCUGAAGCCCAUGAUGUUGAGGAGGCUGAAGGACGACGUGGAGAAGAACCUGGCGCCUAAAGAGGAGACCAUCAUCGAGGUGGAGCUCACCAACAUCCAGAAGAAAUACUACCGAGCCAUCCUGGAGAAGAACUUCUCGUUCCUGUCCAGAGGAGCUCACCAGCACAACAUGCCCAACCUCAUCAACACCAUGAUGGAGCUGCGCAAGUGCUGCAACCACCCGUACCUCAUCACAGGCGCCGAGGAGAAGAUCCUGGAUGGCUUCCGGCGGUACCACAGCCCCGACGCGCUGGACUUCCAGCUGCAGGCGAUGAUCCAGGCGGCCGGGAAGCUGGUUCUGAUCGACAAGCUGCUGCCCAAGCUGCUGUCCGGGGGCCACAAGGUGCUGGUCUUCUCCCAGAUGGUCCGCUGCCUGGACAUCAUGGAGGACUACCUCAUCCAGAGAAGGUACAUAUACGAGCGCAUCGACGGCCGCGUCCGGGGGAACAUGCGUCAGGCCGCCAUCGACCGGUUCUGCAAGCCGGACUCGGACCGCUUCGUGUUCCUGCUGUGCACGCGGGCCGGAGGGCUGGGCAUCAACCUCACGGCCGCAGACACCUGCAUCAUCUUCGACUCGGACUGGAACCCCCAGAACGACCUGCAGGCUCAGGCGCGCUGCCACCGGAUUGGCCAGAGCAAGGCGGUGAAGGUCUACCGGCUCAUCACCAGGAACUCCUACGAGAGGGAGAUGUUCGACAAGGCCAGCCUGAAGCUGGGCCUGGACAAGGCCGUGCUGCAGGACAUCAGCCGCAAGGGCAGCCUUAACGGGGUGCAGCAGCUGUCCAAGCUGGAGGUGGAGGACCUGCUGAAGAAAGGAGCGUACGGAGCGCUGAUGGACGAGGGAGACGAGGGCUCCAAGUUCUGUGAGGAAGACAUAGACCAGAUCCUCCAGAGACGGACUCAGACCAUCACCAUCCAGAACGAAGGGAAGGGGUCCACCUUCGCCAAGGCCAGUUUCAUCUCCUCUGGAAACAGAACAGACAUUUCUCUGGACGACCCGAACUUCUGGCAGAAAUGGGCGAAGAUCGCUGAGGUGGAGAUCGACUCCAAGACUGAGAAGGAGUCCCUGGUGAUCGACACCCCCCGCGUGAGGAAGCAGACGCGUCACUACAACUCGUUCGAGGACGACGAGCUGAUGGAGUUCUCUGAGCUGGACAGCGACUCUGAGGAGCGGCCAUGUCGGAGCCGCCGGCUCGGAGAGAGCCGCCGCUACCUGAGGGCGGAGUGCUUCAGGGUGGAGAAGAACCUGCUGGUCUACGGGUGGGGUCGGUGGAACGACAUCAUGAACCAGGGUCGCUUCAAGUGGCACCUGUCGGAGCGCGACAUGGAGCUGAUCUGCCGGGCGCUGCUGGUCUACUGCCUGAGGCACUACAAGGGGGACGACAAGAUCAAGAGCUUCAUCUGGGACCUGAUCACCCCCACCAAGGAGGGCGAGGACCAGGACCUGCUCAACCACUCCGGCCUGUCGGCCCCGGUCCCUCGGGGGCGGAAGGGGAAGAAGAUGAAGAACCCGCUGAACGUUCCUGAGGCGAAGAACGCCGACUGGCUGACUCACUGCAACCCGGAGGUGCUGCUGCAGGACGAGAGCUACAAGAAGCACCUGAAGCAGCACUGCAACAAGGUGCUGCUGAGGGUCCGGAUGCUCUACUACCUGAAGGUGGAGGUCUUGGGUGAAGCUGCCACUCAGGCUGGAGAGGGGACAUCUGCCAGUAAACUGGAGGUGUCUCUACCGGACAUCGACUACAUCGAGAUCCCAGCCGCUUGGUGGGACGCCGACGCCGACAAGUCUCUGCUCAUCGGAGUCCACAAGCACGGCUACGAGCGCUACAACGCCAUGCGGGCCGACCCAGACUUGUGUUUCCUGGAGAGAGUCGGGAUGCCAGACGUCACCGCUCUGUCUGCUGAGCAGGGCGGGGGGGAGGGGGGGGCGGACAUGACUGACAGCGUGAACAAAACGGAGGAGGUGAAGAACGAAGCGGAAGGCAAAGUGGAAGGAGGAGAGGACCGAGACGAGAGCAGCAAGGGAGAAGAAACCUGCUCCAGCACCGACACGCCGGACAAGCCGGACAGCACCGGUCCAGACUCUCAGAUGUCCGGGGACCUGUGCGUCCAGGACGGCGCUCUGGUCACCACCACCAGCAGCACGGCGGCGGUGGGCACCGGGGUGGCGUCGCUCCACGUGGUCCAGGCCCGCCCCCUGUGGCCCUCUGGCCCGGCGCUGACGGCCCGCCUGCGGCGCCUCAUCACGGCGUACCAGCGCUUCACGCUGCGCCGUGAGCCGCCGCUGCGCCACGACUUCCUGCUCCACGACGGCCUGGUCGGCAUGGGAGGGGGAGGGGCCGGGGGCGGAGCCGGCCACGGUCACCACGGCGCCGGGCCGCUGGCGUGGCAGCUGGGGGAGGAGCUACGGCGCUGCUCCGUGGUCGCCACGGAAUCAGACCCGCUGUUCCUGGAGUGGCAGAGGAGGUGGACCCGCAGAGAGCAGGCGGACUUCUACCGCACCGUGUCCUCGUACGGCGUGGUCUUCGACCAGGACCGCAAGUCCUUCGACUGGACCCAGUUCAGGGCCCUGGCCCGGCUGGAGAGGAAGACGGACCCGAGCCUGGAGAGAUACUUCAACUGCUUCAUCAACAUGUGCAGGACGGCCUGCAAGCUGCCCCCCCGCAAGGAGGAGGGCUCGGUGGACCCCGCUGUGCUCGUGGACCCUCUGACGGAGGAGCGAGCGGCCCGGACUCUGUAUCGCAUCGAGCUGCUCCGAAAGAUCCGAGAGCAGGUGCUGCGCCACCCCUUGCUGUCGGCGCGCCUCCAGCUGAGCCGGCCCUCCCUCUACCUGCCGGUCUGGUGGGAGUCGGGUAAACACGACCGGGACCUCCUGCUGGGGGCGGCGCGCCACGGCUUGAGCCGCACGGACUUCUACAUCCUGAACGACCCCCAGCUGAGCUUCCUGGAGGCCCACAGGAACUACGUCAGGGGCCCCCCCUCCCACCUCCACCACCCUCACCUGAUGGCCCCCCCUCACUGCUGCCUGUACGACCCCCCUCAGCUCCCCGAGUACCCGCACCGCCACCAGCACCACCCGGGGCCUCCUCCGGCUCCUCCCUCCUCCGCCUCCUCCUCUCACCUCCACCCGCUACCACUGGACCACGCCCACAACUCCGCCUCCCCCAGUCUGGGCCUGGUCUCCGGGUCUCGGGGGGACUUCCUGGACUGCCCCCCCCUGGACGAAGGCCUGGAGCUGGUCUCCCUGCAGCACGACGCCAUGUCGGCCGAGGCGCUGCACGGGGGCAAGGCCUCCAAGGACGCGCUGAACGGGUUCCCCUUCAACUCGGCGGCGGGGGGGCAGAGCAUGCUGAACUCGUACGGCGUGGGGGGGGCGGACCUCCACUCCAAGCUGAGGAGCGACGUCCUGGUGGGGGAGCAGGGCUCCUCGGAGGAGACCGGCCUCAUGGCGCCUUCGGUGGAGCUGGAUCAGCUUCAGGCUCCCUGGGACGGGACGGACCACCACAGUCCGGCUCACCACAUGUUCAACGAGUCCGACCCGAUCCUGGGUCCCUCGGCUCUGGAGGCCGGCUUCCUGGAGGAGGAGGACGAGGAGGCGCAGGGAGGAGGAGGCGAGGCAGGUGGCACGCUAGAGGAGUGUCUGGGCCUCCCGCCCUCCUCCUCCCCCUCCCACCCCUCUGCAGGAGACCCCGUGGAGCCGCUGUCCUCCAGCUACAUGCUCUUCAAGGACAUCGGGGUCACCGAGGAACCGAGCGCCGACCAGACCGACCUGUCGGCCAGCCCCCCGCCCCCCUACGUGCCCCCGGCCUCUCUCUCCCUGUCGGACAUCACUGCCCACGAGCCGCCGCGGGAUAGGCUGGGCCACUCCGAUGAUGUCACCGAGAGCCUGGCCAAUCCCGCGGAGGAAGGACUAGAUCAAAGUCUGGGGAGAGACCAACGUCUGGGGGUCUUGGAUCCGCCCACGGAGGUCAUGGCAGAGCCCGGACCAGGAGACCAGGGUAAAGAAGACCUUCGGGGGAGCUUCAGCCAAUCGAAGCACAACGAGGAGGAGGAGUCGCCUGGAGACGCCCACCCGUACCUGGGGAAGCUGGAGUCCAUUGAGGAGCCCGGACAGGAAGUGGACGGGCUGAUUCUGACCAUGGGGAACUCUCUGGACACGGAAACUCUGCUGGGGGACAUGGCCGGAGAGGACCUGGCAGGUCAAGUGGAUGAGGUCUCCAAUGGGCGGGUGGAUCAGGAGUCCCUCAUGGAGGUUCAACCCUGUGAUGAGACCACAGAGAAACCCAGUGAGAUGGUGCUGCAGAGCAUUUAUUCUGCCUACGCAUUGCCCUCCUGCUCGGCUGCUUCCGUCUUACCCGCGACGGUGGAGUCAAAGAAUGGAGCUGGACUCAAAGGUGAAGAGUCCAUGGACCAGGACCACUAUGGCGGAGCAGCUGAAGACCUGAACGUGCCAGAUGGCAGCAGAGACUGUAAGAACAGAGACCUGGCGUUCUCCCUCGAGCAGGAUGAGAUCAACAUGGCCGCCUCCCUUCCUGCGGACGGGAUUGACACCAAGCCGCCUGAUCUGAAGUUUCCUGCGUCACCAGACGGAGGCGGUGAGAAGAAACCUCACGAGCUAGAGCUGCCGGUCAAGGUGGAGGAGACCAAGACGGAGACGGCUGGCCAUGUCUACCCUGACGGCUCUGAAUUCAGACACGAGAAGUUCCUCUCCUACCGGGUCAAGUCAGAACACCUGGUGACCAAAGCUGAGCCUGAAGAUCUCAGCCCCCCCAUGAAGGCUGAGAGCUUAGACACUAAACCCGAAGGCCUCCAGUUUGCGGUCUACUCGCAUGGCGCCGAAAUCAAACCCGAAGCUAAACCAGUAGCUCUCGGGUUUGCGCCCCAUCCAGACGGAGCUAAGCUCAAGAUGGAGGCGGAGCUAAUAGCUUUUCCUGACACGUCUGCCAUCAAGCCUGAAGCCAAGUUGGAGGGUCCGGAGUUCUCCACCUACCCAGACAGCUCUGAGAUCAAACCCGAGGCCAAGCCGGAAGACCUGGACUUCUCGGCGUUCCCGGAGAUCAAAGCCGAGGCGAAGCAGGAGCUGCUGGAGGCCGACAGCACCGUCCUGACCCCGAAGCUCGAGCAGGCCGACGGGCUGGUGGACUCCUCCGAGAGUCUGGAGGGGAAAGGCCAGAUGAAGGAGGAGCGGCCAGCUACGCCAGUGUCGGUGGUGGAAGGUUACGCCGGCAGCCCCCGGUUUGCCGCCCCGGUGUCGAUGUGUGAACUGCCCGAGGGCUUCCAGGACUCCAGGGAGCCGACCAUCGCCCAGCUGCUCCAGGAGAAAGCUCUGUACUCGUUCUCCGAGUGGCCCAAAGACCGGGUCAUCAUCAACCGCCUGGACAGCAUCUGUCACGCCAUCCUGAAAGGGAAGUGGCCUUCGUCCAGCGAGCAGUACGACUCGCCCGGCGCCUGCCUGGCCAACAGUCUGGCCCAGCAGCAGCAGCAGCAGCAGCAGCAGCAGCAGCACCAGCAGCAGCAGCAGCAGCACCAGCAGCACCAGCAGCACCAGCAGCAGCAGCAGCAGCAGCAGCAGCACCAGCAGCACCAGCAGCACCAGCAGCAGCAGCAGCAGCAGCAGCACCAGCAGCACCAGCAGCACCAGCACCAGCAGCAGCACCAGGCCAGCUUCCUGCUCACCACCGGCCCCGGACAGCCCCGGAUCCAGCAGACCGGCCCGGGUCUGGGCUUCUCCAUCCCCCCCCCUCUCACCAGACUCCCCAAGGAGAGGCUGGUGGCGCCGCCGUACCUCCCCGAGCUCAAGCGGGCGGGAGGUCGGAGGUCAUUCGACUACGAGGCCGCCGCCGCCGCCAAGGCUUUAUCUGGGAGGUCGGUCUCCACGAGCUCCGGUGGCGGCGGCGCUCCGGUGGUGGCCCCGCCCUCUCACCACGGCGCCGCCAUGUUGCUUAACGGCUGGCAGCAGGAGACGGCCAUCGACCUCACCAAGUCGUCCGGCGACGGCGUUGUGUCCGGGGACGGCGUUGUGUCCGGGGACGCCGCGGCAACCGGACACCCGCCGCCGCCCAUCACGGCGCCGCUGCCGGGCGCCGUGGGGAUGGACAUGGCCGGCAUCCUGCAGGCCGGCCUCAUCCACCCCGUCACGGGCCAGAUCGUCAACGGGACCCUGAGGGGGGACGACUCCCUGAGGAGCAGGAGGGGCAGGAGGAGAAACGUGGAGGCGCUGUACUCCGAGUUCACCAAGAGCAGAGGACUGCACCUCCCGACCGACACGCAGGGCCGAGUGGAGCUGAUAAGCCACUCCUCCGUCUCCUCCUCCACCUCCUCGCCUUCCCCUUCUUCCUCGGAGCGCCUCCCCGGCCCCCCCACCCCCUCCUCCUCCUCCAGACCGACCCCCGCCCAGACGCCGCCGCAGCCGGAGAUCGUGGCGCUGGACCGGGAGGCGGCCGGCAAGGGGCUGAUGGAGUGGCUGAGGCAGAACCCGGGCUACAGCAUGGACCUGCCCGCCUUCCCCCACUCUGGGUCCGGUCUCCUUCAGGGCUUCGUGGAGCGUCCUAAGCAGCGGAGACAUCGCUGUAAAGACCCGACCAAGCUGGACAUCAACUCUCUGACGGGGGAGGAGAGAGUCCCCGUCGUCCACCGGGGGACCGGCCGCCGGCUCGGUGGUGCGAUGGCUCCGGCCAUCAAGGAACUCUCCCGUUGGCUCGACGCCAACUCGGAGUACUACGUGUCCCCGGACUGGGCGGACGUGGUCAAACACUCGGGUUUCCUCCCCGAGGUGAAGUUCUGUCGUAUCCUGACGGAGCCGGUGAACAGGGACCCGGGUUCUCGGCGCCGUGGGCGUCGCCCUCGCAGCGAGAUGCCGAAGCCGCUGCUGUCCCUCUCUGACUCCGGCCCGCCCCUCUUCAUGAACGGCGGCCUGAUCGGCAGCAUGGACUCCAUGGUGGCGAUGCAGAGCCUGCGCGGCGGCCUCCACGGGAUCCCCAUCUCCGGCAUCAUGGCGGCCGGCUUCCCUCACUGCUUCUCCGCGGGCGCCGCCGCGUCGGCGGAGGACGCCAAGAACGGGCUGAGCAUGUUACCCAUGAUGCUGCACGGCAUCCCGCACGGCGGCGCCAUGUCGCAGCACGCCCUGUUCAGCGUGGGCGCCAUGAUGGCCCACGCGGCUCCGCCCCCCCACACAAGCUCCUCCUCCUCUUCCUCCUCGUCCUCCACGAAGGUCACCACGACCACCGCGGCGGCGUCCGAGGCCGCCAGCCCUUCGUCCACCACCCCCGCCGACCAGGAGGGCGCCGCCUCCGGCGAGAACGAGAGGAGCCGGGAGGAGAAAGGGGCGUCGGCCGUCGUGACCUCCGCGGCCGGGCGCCGGCUGGGCGCCGCCCACCUGGGCGCCGGCAGCCACCUGACCUUCAACCCCUUCCUGAUCCCCAGCAUGUCCCACGGCCUGCUGUACCCGCACAUGUUCCUCCCCCACGGCGGCAUCAUGGCGCUGCCCGCCAUGCCGCCCGGGGCGGAGCCGGGGAGCCCCAAGAGGAGGAGGAAGAGGGGGCGGGAGGAGGCGCAGAGGGAGGAGGAGGAGGAGAAGGCCGUGAAGGUGGAGGAGACGGAAAGUACAGUCGAGGCCGACGCCUCCUCCCCGUCGGCCUCCGCCCCCCCAGAGCCACAGGAACCGGACUCCCAAGAGCCUCCGGCAGAGGAGAAAGAGGAGGCGCAGGAGGAGGAGGAGGAGCAGAGACAGGUGGAAGGGGAGCCGGAGGAGGCGUAGAGGAGCUCCCGUGUAAAGUGUGUGCCGUGUCUCAGUCGAUGUCCAUGAAGACUUUUAUUAAAAGGACUAUACUCAACUUGGUUCUGUUUAUACACCAAGCCCCGCCCCUUCCCAAGCCACGCCCCCCACCUCCUCCUUGUAUACAAAGCCCGUGUAAGAAACUCCGUGUGCUCCUCCGCCCUGCAUCUGGACUGAGACUCCGCCUCCUGCCGCGUGAAGGAGGAGAACUUUGUACGUCAGUGUUUCAGAGGCUCCGCCCCCUUCCCCCAAUUCUGACUUCAUUAUCAAUGCUAUGCCGUUGAAGCUCAGAGCCCCGCCCCCCCGGAGGCACAGGACCAUCAUGAGGUCCUGGGUUCGAUUCCCGUUCAAAUCAUGAGACACAAAGUCACUUUGACAAGCGUUUCGGCCUAAUCAGAGGAGGAGCAGGAGGAGCUGCGCCUCCUUUCUUCUCCUCUGAUUAGUUUUAAAGAGUUUCUGAAUAUGUAUCGCUGUAUAUUGCUGUUUCCGUUCUUCCUGCGGCUGAGAGAGAGAGGGGCAUUGUGGGUAAUCAGACUGUACAUUAAAGGAUCCGCUCAGAACCGGGUUCCCUGUUCUGGUCCUGUGUCUGA
Messenger RNA from Pseudoliparis swirei, 10781 nucleotides. It is a transcript of the gene chd6, whose product is annotated as chromodomain helicase DNA binding protein 6. NCBI's taxonomy places the organism in Eukaryota, Metazoa, Chordata, Actinopteri, Perciformes, Liparidae. The record is from RefSeq and is a predicted model, not a curated record. Gene Ontology annotation, molecular function: ATP-dependent chromatin remodeler activity; protein binding; ATP binding.